Molecule: messenger RNA, 1938 nt
Organism: Mesorhabditis spiculigera
Lineage: Eukaryota; Metazoa; Nematoda; Chromadorea; Rhabditida; Rhabditidae
Source: the annotation of a GenBank genome assembly
AUGCGCAGGAUAAUCAACGGCGCUACCCCAUCAACUUCAGCGCCGGUUUCGGCUCCGCCCGCCACCAGCCAGGCCCCCAUCAUGAUGCGUCGAAUGAUUCAACCCACCGCAACUUCAUCCACUUUGGCUCCGCCCAUCCCGAAAAUGUCGCCCGUUUUGGCACGAUCAGCCCAGAGGGUAAUUCUUAACGACUCGAUGCGCCGAAUAACUCAAGAGCGGCUAAUUCGAUCGACUUCCAAGCCGGACUCGCCGGAAAAGCCGCCGGGCAUAGGUCCGCAAGCUACGACUGCAGCUCCCACCACGAUGCGUCGAAUAACUCAAGAUACUCCUGCUCGACCCCAGGCCAAACCGAACACACCGGAAAAGCCGCCAGUUAUUGAGACUCCUACCACCUCCACUGCUCCAGCUACAUCGUCAGCGACCCAGAAGCCGGUCUUGCCUCUGAAACAGGAUCAAAUCAACGGUUCCGCGAAUGAGAAACCAGACAACCAUGUGCUCGGGCAGAAAUUCUGGAAUCUGUCAAAUGCCAGGACGCGCCAACAGCAUCGGGAAUGGUACUUCGAUCCGGAUGUGGCUGAAGAAUUGAAGUCUCGUGAGGAGCUGCAACGACGAGCAAGAGCGGCAGAGGAGAGCCGUCCGGCUGUUAUUUAUAUGGGUCCCGUUUCUGCUAGCCUUCGGCGGAUGCCCAAGGAACUAGCGAUCAAACUCAAUGCUGAAGGCGAAGCUCCCGUCGCUAUCGAGACCGAUAUGUCCGACAAGCCUGACCAAAUCCAGCGAGCCAAGUCAACGGAACCGGAAAAGACGAAAGUUUCAUCCUUGUCGGAGUCGAUGCCGUUUCCGGAAAACGAUGGGACGAGUUCUCAAGGCUCUAACUACGGCACAUUCCCAGAACCGACAGUGUUGGCAAAGAAGCCCAAAACUGCAUUCCCGCCCUUGGCCCAGAACGGGACCAGCCUAAUGACGCCCGACGAGAUGCGGAGGAUGAUCCACUGGAACUAUACGCCGGCUGAGAAACAAGUAUGGGUACGGGAGGAGCACGAGGAGGGGAUGGAAGAAGCUGAAUCAGCUGAUGGAGAAUCGGGACCGGAAACGCGGAAAAUAGCUAACGAGCCGGUGACUGAAGAAAAGCCCGCGAAAGCGUCAUCUUCUGAAACUCGAAGCCCUCAAGUGGUAAAGAGAACUAUGGUUUUGCGAAAAGUAUCUAAAGAAGCUCCUGCCGUGAUCACAACCACAAAGCCGGAACCGAUUGAAGAACGCAACAACCCUAUAAACGCAGGCUUCAAACAAAGAUUUGCCGCGCCCCUCGCCGCCGACGUCGAGGACCCGAUUCUGACGCUGGGCGAAAAGUUACGAGCCGAUUACCCGGAAGUGACGUUCAACGAACCGACAUCCAAAUAUCUGACUCGAUUGCCGCCCAAAUUGCGCCGCGAGUUCCUGUUCCGCGUCGGAUAUUUCCAGCCGGGGUUUCCGCUAUAUUACGACGGCGAGAAACGGAAGAAGUGGUACGAGAUGAGAUUUCGAUAUGCCUUAACAGCGCCGCAAGAAGCAGAACUGGACGCUAUGCUGGAGGAAGCCGACCACCAAAGGAAAAUCAAGGCCGAGCUGAAGAGGCAGCGAAAGUUGGCCAAAAGUCGGCGACGCUACUGGCGCAGGAAAAGUGACCCGGUGGAACACGAAGCCUAUUUGAAGCGGAAAAGGGCGAGCUAUGAGCUGAAGAAGCGACGGGAGGAUCAAGCGAAGAAAAAGGCUCAAAAACUGGCCGGACUGGGGGAAGAAGGAGAGCCUGAGGAGAAAGAGGCGGAAAAGAGUGAAACAGAUGAGCACGAGCCAGAAAAAGAUGAACCCGACGAGGAAGAGGUCGAAAAGAGUGAAACCGAUGAGCAUGAGCCAGAAGAAGACGAGGAAGAGCUUGGCGAUGAAGACUGGACGCACUUCCUA